Messenger RNA from Myxocyprinus asiaticus (Chinese sucker), 7366 nucleotides. Its product is annotated as myb-like protein X. Gene Ontology annotation, molecular function: actin filament binding. The coding region runs from base 111 to 5405 and encodes 1764 amino acids. The transcript has 13 exons. Gene Ontology annotation, biological process: regulation of actin filament polymerization; neuron projection morphogenesis; postsynaptic actin cytoskeleton organization. The record is from RefSeq and is a predicted model, not a curated record. NCBI's taxonomy places the organism in Eukaryota, Metazoa, Chordata, Actinopteri, Cypriniformes, Catostomidae. Gene Ontology annotation, cellular component: lamellipodium; postsynaptic density; dendrite.
GCUGUCCUAACGAGGGUCUGCUGUAAGAAUACAGGGCGUUUAGUGCCAAAUCAUUUAUUACUGCAUUAUUUUGCUGUGUUAAACAGUUCCUUUUAAAAACUAAUAGCAUCAUGAACUCGAUGAAGGGAAUUGAUCUGGAUACAUGCAGUUUGUCUCUACUGACGGCAAAAGAAGAUAUACUGAAUCCACGUUCCUCAACAAACUGGGCUUUGUUUGCCUAUGAUGGUAUAAUGAACAGGCUCAAGCUGGCUGACUCUGGAGUAGGUGGAUUGGAAGAGUUGAAGACUAAAUUCCACCCCAGAAGAGCACUUUAUGGGAUGUGCAGUGUAGGCAAAUCUCAACCCCGCAACGUUAUGAUAUUAUGGUUAGGGAAAGAGGUGGAUGAGUACCGCAAAGCUGAGUGUGCCAGUCAUUUGCCAGCAAUUAGGGCCUUCUUUAAGGAAGUUCACAUCUUUCUUCCUGCACACACUAUGGAUGAAAUCACAGAAGAGAGGAUUUGUACACUGGCCUGUAAGGCUGCAGUGACGAUACAGGGGCCGAGAGGGAGACAUGGCCUCCGGCGGCUAGACAGAGAGGAGGUUGUGGGCACAAAUUACAAGAGAACAAUCGCAGCAGCAGAGAUUCUGAGACUGCAGAGAGAUUCUUUCUGGGCGCAAGCAGAGAAAGAAGAGGAGGAAAGGAAAAUCGAGGAACAGCGGAGGGCAGCAGAGGACAGGAGACAGAGGGAGAGAGAGAGAAUACAUCAGGAAAAGAGAGAGGCAAUGGAGAGAGAGAGGAAAAUGAAUGAAAAAGAACAGAAAUUUCAGGAGCAGAGGAGAAUACAGGCCAAAAUGGAGGCAGAGGCACACAGACAAGAAAGAAUAAAAUGGGAGGCAGCAGCUCUUAUGUCUCAGCGUGUUACAAACUCCAGAGAGUUCUUUAGACAGCUGUCUUCCUCAUCGGGUGUCCAGCCAGGUUCCCAUCCCGGCUCUCCAUUCCCAGCCAGGAGUACUUAUAGACAACUGCAUCGCAGUCAGACAGACAAUGUCUUCAUUUUCAAAGAGCCUUCAUCAUUCACACCCACAUCGCCCUACAGAUUGACAGUGGCAUCCCCUUACAUUCCAUCCACUCCAAAAUCCCAGAGCCCAACACUUGUUUUCCCUAGUCCAACAAUGGACUCUACAAGUCUCUCAGAGAAGAAUUUCCCCACAGAUAGUUCAGUGGUAUCUUCCAAUAGCCAUAUCCAUCCAUCUUCACUAAAGCUGAUGGAGUCAUCCUGUAAAUCCACUUUACAGCUCCAAACCCAACCAACACCAUUAACUAAUGCAACUGAAUCUGAAAUAAAAACCCCUAUCACUGCCAUAUUAGAUAGUUUUAUCUUUUACCCAUCACAACCAGCCACUGAGCUGCUCCAACCAAAUAACCAGGGCAGAGAUGAACCGGUUACAUUUCCUUCACCUCUGUCUGGUCUUGAAAAUUCUCCAAAACCAUCCACAGACCUGCCUAAAGUGCAAACUUCAAUGCAAACCCAACUUGAUAUCAGUCUGACUCCACAGACUAUCUCAGAUCCACCUGUCUUCUCCUCAGAUCUUCUAACAUCCUCUCUUCUUCAGUCAUGUCCUUCUUCACUGGACACAUCAUGUGUCUUGGUUCCUCAGCCCCCAUCUAGACCGCUUCCUGCCCUACCCGUCAUCCCACGAUUGCUAAAAGACCUGGAACCAGAGAGAGAAUUCACUGCCCGGGCCUCGGUUAUAACCAUGGUUGAGGAGGAGGAGGAUGUGAUGGAAGAGAAUGAGGAGAAGGAUGGAGAGAGGGAUGAGGAGGAAAGGAUAAAUGAGGAGAGAGUGGGUGAGAUAAGAUAUGAGGGGAAAAGGGAGACUGAGGAGAAACAUGGAGUGAGAGGGUGUCUGGAGGAAGGGAAGAGAAGUGGAGAAGAUAAAGCUGAAAAGAGUGACAGUGGAGAGAAGAGGAAUGGAGAACAGCUGAAACAAGAUUGGAAAAUUAUGGAAGAACAUGAGAGUAAAAAAGAACAAGACAGGAAUAUUAUGGAAGAAUAUAGGAGUGAAGAAGAACAAGCUGGGAAGAAUGUGGGAGAACAUGAUAGUGAAAAAGAUGAACACUGGAUUAGUAUGAAAGAAUUUGUGAGUGAAAAAGAACAAUAUGGAAAAAACAUGAAAGAAUUUGAGAGUGAAAAAGAACAAGAUGGAAAAACAAUGGAAGAAUCGAAGAAUGAAAAGGAACAAAAUGAGGAAAUUAUGAAAAAAUUUGAGAGGGAAAAAGAUCAAGAUGGGAAAAACACGGAAGAAUUAGAGAAUGAAACAAUUCAAGAUGGGAAUAUUAGGGUAGAAUAUAAGAGUGAAGAAGAACAAGAUGGGAACACCAUGGAGGUACAUGAGAGUGAAAAAGACAAAGACUGGGAAAGUAUGGAAGAAUUUAAGAGUGAAAAAGAACAAGAUGGAAAAACAAUGGAAGAAUACAAGAAUGAAAAGGAACAAGAUGAGGAAAUUAUAAAAGAAUUUGAGAACGAAAAAGAACAAGAUGGGAAAACAAUGGGAGAAUUUAAGAAUGAAGAAGAACAAUGUGGAAAAAACAUGGAAGAAUUAGAAAGUGAAAAAAUACAAGAUGGGAAUAUCAUGGAAGAAUAUAAGAGUGAAGAAGAACAAGAUGGGAACAUCAUGAAAAUACAUGAGAAUGAAAAAGACAAAGACUGGAAAAGUACGGAAGAAUUUAAGAGUGAAAAAGAACAAGAUGGAAAAACAAUGGAAGAAUCCAAGAAUGAAAAGGAACAAGAUGAGGAAAUUAUAAAAGAAUUUGAGAAUGAAAAAGAACAAGAUGGGAAAACAAUUGGAGAAUUUCAGAAUGAAGAAGAACAAUGUGGAAUAAACAUGGAAGAAUUAGAAAGUGAAAAAAUACAAGAUGGGAAUAUCAUGGAAGAAUAUAAGAGUGAAGAAGAACAUUGCUGGAACCCCACGGAAGUACAUGAGAAUGAAAAAGACGACAAUUGGAAAAGUAUGAAAGAAUAUGAGAGUAAAAAAGAACAAGAUGGAAAAACAGUGGAAGAAUUCAACAAAGAACAGGAACGAGAUGAGGAAAUUAUGAAAGAAUUUGAGAGCGAAAAAGAACAGGAUGGGAAAACAAUUGGAGAAUUUGAAAAUGAAAAAGAACAAUGUGGAAAAAACAUGGAAGAAUUAGAAAGUGAAAAAAAAAAAGAUGGGAAUAUCAUGGAAGAAUAUAAGAGUGAAGAAGAACAAGGCUGGAACACCAUGGAAGUACAAGAGAGUGAAAAAGACGAAGACUGGAAAAGUAGGAAAGAAUGUGAGAGUGAAAAAGAACAGGAUGGGAAAACAAUGGGAGACUCUGAGAAUGAAGAAGAACAAUGUGGAAAAAACAUGGAAGAAUUAGAGAGUGAAAUAAUACAAGAUGGGAACACCAUGGAAGCACAUGAGAGUGAAAACAAUGAAGAUUGGAAAAGUGUGGAAGAAUUUGAGAAUAAAAAAGACAACGAUUGGAAAAGUAUGGAAGAAUGUGAGAGUAAAAAAGAACAAGAUGGAAAAACAGUGGAAGAAUCCAACAAAGAACAGGAACAAGUUGAGGAAAUUAUGGAAGAAUUUGAGAGCAAAAAAGAACAGGAUGGGAAAACAAUUGGAGAAUUUGAAAAUGAAAUAGAACAAUGUGGGAAAAACAUGGAAGAAUUAGAAAGUGAAAAAAUACAAGAUGGGAAUAUCAUGGAAGAAUAUAAGAGUGAAGAAGAACAAGAUGGGAACAUCAUGAAAGUACAUGAGAAUGAAAAAGACAAAGACUGGAAAAGUACGGAAGAAUUUAAGAAUAAAAAAGAACAAGAUGGAAAAACAGUGGAAGAAUCCAACAAAGAACAGGAACAAGUUGAGGAAAUUAUGAAAGAAUGUGAGAGCGCAAAAGAACAGGAUGGGAAAACAAUUGGAGAAUUUGAAAAUGAUAAAGAACAACGUGAAAGAAACAUGGAAGAAUUAGAAAGUGAAAAAAUACAAGAUGGGAACACCAUGGAAGCACAUGAGAGAGAAAACGAUGAAGAUGGGAACAUCAUGGAAGAAUCUGAAAAUGAAAAAGAACAAGAUGGGAAAAUUAUGGAAAAUUGUGAGGGUGAAAAAGACAGCAGGGAGAGAGGGAACAACCAGGAGGAAAACAGCCAAACUUUGUUGAAACAGAGCGAAGAAAAGCUAAAGGUUGAUAUAGAGAAAGAGUCACAAAGAGAGAUUGUAUUGAAGAAUGAUGCAGUAGAUGAAGAGAACAUUGAGAAAAUUGCUAAAGGAAAUGAAAAAGAAGAAAGGAAUACAUCACUAAUCAAGACAGUGGAAGCUGUAGAGGUUAUUCUUUUGGAGGAACAUCCUUCCAGUGCAGACAAAAACAUGGAUGAAUCCUUUGCUGAGACACUUUUCUCUCAACAUGCACCACCCUUCAGAGAAUUCAGUGCUAUCGAACCAUCUCAAUACAAUCACACAUCUCUUCCCACAAGUAUAUCAACCAAUCAAGAUGAAAAUGAGCCUCACAUGAGUUCGACAGAUUUCUCACACCUAAGCACAGACAUGCAAAUAAGCUUACCAACUGUUCAGCACAAGUCAGAUCUUUCCAAAUUAAUCAUUCAAAGCGAUUCCCAACCAGAUGAUGUUAGAGAAGUAGAGUUUGAAUCUGAUUCCCAAGAUCUCACUCUUGAUUUUUUAACUGUAAUUUCAUGCAGUCAGGAAAGCUCAUGCCCUAUGAAAGAGACCUCAAGCACCACUUUAACUCAACUUACAACAGAACAGGGUCUUAAAUCAGAGGCCAUCACAGAUAUUUGUGUCAGUGUGGAGGAUGUGAUGGGAAAAGAGGAAUGUAAGGAGACAGAUGGAGAAAUGGGGGCUAAAAUUGUGGAUCAUGGCAAUGAUUUGGCUGAGGAAGUCAGUGCUGAGAAAAUAGCAUCACCCAUAUUUGAGAGUCAAGCCAAGACUGGACAGUCAGAUGAGGAGGAGGGGCUUGUAACUGUCCGUAAUUUCCUCGAAGGCCCAGAUGUAUGUAUUACUCAUCAGUCAGAGCUGGAUUCAACCAAUGAGAUGAGUGAUUCUGAAGAGGGGGAGGAGGCUAUUUCACUCAUAGUCCAUGAUACCCACACUCACAAGGUGGAGCAGAGCUCUAACUUUGAUUCUGCCCCUGAGCUGAAUCGAGUGAACAGCAGAACAUCAGUUCUGCAGAACGGGAAAACUGCCACAGAAACACCCAAUAACAUCAGUAAUGAUAAGAAAGCUGACGAAUCUCUUACAAGUGGGCGAGGAAAUGAGCAUUUGGAGAUAAUUGAAAAGGCAAACUUGUGCAAUGACCCGUGCACGGCAAAUGAUUAUGGAAUAGAGGAGCCAUCAAUCAUAUGUGGACAGACAGGAGACAGUGUGGCACAUGCUUCUAUGGAAAUGUUGUAACCUUAUUGCCCCAGGAAAUCAACAGCACCAUGGCAACAGUGUACCAGUCAUAGUGGAGCAUGUUUAGGGAAAGAUGUCAAUUAGAUGUUUUCUCAGCAAAUCACUGAAGUGAUUUAGGACCAGACCUAACACUCGCAUUUAUUCUAACAUCUGCACAAUAAUACAAUAUAUAAAGUAAGUUAAGUACACACACACAGACAUGCACAAAAGUCAUGGAUAACAUGUCUUGUACUAUCAAACACUUAAAUUUUACUGUAUGCAUAUGGCUUUAAUAGUGCACUAGAUAUAUUUUACUGUCAACUUUCUAAAUCAUCACUGUAGUUUUUGUCUGUCCAGGUCGUUAAAUAAAUCUCUGAAGGUUAUUUAUACUUAUAGCUCAUUAUUUAUAAUAUUCUAUAAAAUAAAUUAUAAUGUUUCCUCACUAGGUUAAUAUAUAUGUUGGAAAUGUUUUUUUUUUUACUUACAUUCCAAUAAAGAUUUUUUUUUUUUGCAACUGUCCAAGGCAAAACAUUUAUAGAAUCGGGUCUAAAAUAUGAUUUUGCUGAACAUACAUGUCUAAAAUGAAUGCAAAAUCUUGAGCAGCACAUACACAGUCCUGUAGUCCGCCAUUGUAGUUUUGAAUGUCUCGCGCGUUGUUUUGAAGUACUCGCGCGCAUGCCUAUAGUCUGAACUCUCAAGAUUAUUCAAUAAACUCUGCUCAUUUUUACCAUCACUUCGUCUCCUGCCUUCUUCUGUAUUCCCGCUGCUGACUCUUGGGCUGGUAGGAGAGUAAGUUAACAUAACAAGCUGUUGAUGUUGACUGGUUUAUAUAUCAGACAGAACUCUGAUAUAUGGAUAUCUUCUGACGGAGAGAGAGGUCUUGUGUACACUGGAUCUAACACGCAUUUUCACUGCCUCAUGUUUUCAUAUUCUAAGCAUAUUGAAUACUGUACAUGGCAUCACAUCUCUAUCUAUAGGCUAUAUACAUAAGCGGUGGGUGAAUGAAUUGCAGGGUAAAGGUACAUCAAAUAAAGUAAAUAAAUAACAUUUAAAAUAAAUUUUUCCCAUCUGAAUCCAUACAUUAAUUUCAAGAUUUUCAAAUUGCAGGUUCUGCCUACUGUACAGUGUUCACACUCCAUAAAAAACAACUUGAUCGUUAUUUGCACAGACACCAGUAUUCAUAUUGAUAAUUAUACAUCUCAAAUUGAUGCCUAUCAAUCCAUCAUUCUUUAUAUAACACGUAAUACGCGUGCGCAUGAAGUCAUCGUUUUCACAAAUUCGCGUUUUUGUAUGUUUACACAGAGACGAAUGUUAAAACGGCAUCGUUUUCAAAAGUUUUCAGGCCCCAAAACGCCGUUGUCGUGUAAACGGCCACUGAAACAAGAGGAAGAAUCCAGCACAGGACAGAGCACACAAGGGAAAUACAAAGAGGGAGAAAUCAGGCAGGAGAGGGGCAGGUGACGCAAAUUAACAGAAGAUCAGAGAAACAAGGGGGCGGGGCCAUGACGUGAGACAGAACAGAAACAAGCAGGGAAACAGACAUGGAGAAAACAGAACAUCCCAAAUAACAAAAACAAGAGUGUUAGGAUCCUGCCACAAAAGUAAAAAACAAGACUAGACUGAUGACAGGAUCCUGACAAUUUUAGGUUAAGAUUUAUAUGAAUGUAUAAUGGAAAAUGUAUAUCUUUCGUCCUGGUAUGUUAGCUUGAAAACAACUGAAAAUCUUAAGAUCUUGCAUGCAGGCAUUCUGUUCAUCUGAUAAUGUGGCAAUUUACGUCAUUUUAUGUAACCAAGCUUGUGUAAAGUUGUGAAAAGUGAUUACCAAUGUGCAUUUCCAGAAGUCUGAGACUACAUUGAAAAUCUGGAAUUUUUGUUCAUUUAAAUCUUGAAAUACACAUAGUUUGGAAUUUUGGGGAAAAAAAAUAAGCAAAGAAAUGUUAUGACAAAAUGAAAUAAUUAAGAUUCUGCACCAUUUCGAGAUU